This is a messenger RNA of Hyla sarda, 955 nucleotides long. It is a transcript of the gene PRDX4, whose product is annotated as peroxiredoxin 4. The transcript is spliced from 8 exons. NCBI's taxonomy places the organism in Eukaryota, Metazoa, Chordata, Amphibia, Anura, Hylidae. Gene Ontology annotation, biological process: cellular response to stress; cell redox homeostasis; hydrogen peroxide catabolic process. Gene Ontology annotation, cellular component: endoplasmic reticulum; cytosol. The record is from RefSeq and is a predicted model, not a curated record. Bases 55 to 837 code for a protein of 260 amino acids. Gene Ontology annotation, molecular function: thioredoxin peroxidase activity.
CCCGCCUCCUCCCUCACACUGUCAGUACGUGGCCCUUCCACAGCUCCAGUAAGGAUGGAGGCCGCGCUGUCCAGGCCCGCGCUGCUGCUGGUGUUCUGCAUUGUCCUGUGCGUGCAUGCAGCAGAAGAUAAAGAGCAGGCUCGGCCUGGCAGAGCAAGUCAGGACGGAGAGUGUCACUUCUACGCUGGAGGGCAGGUGUACCCCGGGGAGGCCACCCGUGUGCCAGUGUCCGACCACUCCCUGCAUCUCAGCAAAGCAAAAAUUUCCAAGCCAGCUCCAUACUGGGAAGGAACGGCAGUCAUAAAUGGAGAAUUCAAAGAGCUAAAACUUACAGAUUACAAAGGAAAAUAUUUAGUUUUCUUCUUCUAUCCUCUUGAUUUCACAUUUGUUUGCCCAACUGAAAUUAUUGCCUUUGGGGACCGCAUAGAAGAAUUUAGAUCAAUCAAUACUGAAGUUGUAGCCUGCUCUGUGGACUCCCAGUUUACACACUUGGCAUGGAUUAAUACACCACGGAAGCAAGGUGGGCUUGGGCCGAUGAAAAUUCCUCUUCUUUCUGACUUGACUCAUCAGAUUUCAAAAGACUAUGGUGUAUACUUGGAGGACCAAGGUCACACACUCAGAGGGCUUUUUAUAAUCGAUGACAAGGGGGUUCUACGUCAGAUUACGAUGAAUGACCUUCCUGUUGGAAGAUCUGUGGAUGAAACGCUUCGUCUUGUUCAAGCAUUCCAAUAUACAGACAAGCAUGGGGAAGUUUGUCCUGCUGGGUGGAAGCCUGGUAGUGAGACGAUCAGACCUGAUGAUGCUAUGAAAGCUUGGUGGCCAAGACAGGAACUAUAAUUCCUGACCCAGCUGGAAAACUUAAAUAUUUUGACAAGCAACACUGAUUUUGGUAGUGUUUAAAUAUGCAUAUGGAUCAGUACUUGUUAAAGCUGGUUGAUAACAUUCAUUAAAAUUC